GUUUUUAUGAAUGAAAGGAAUCCUGUGAGUGAGUAAUUCCGGGAAGCUCGCCUUACAACUCGCGCGCGGCUCCGGCCCCUCGCCGUCCGCCCCACAACAAAACUCGGCGCGGCGCUCCCCGAACCCCGCGGUUCGGACCGGAGGAGAGACCGAGCGGAGCUGCGGAGCUGCGGAGCUGCGGGGCUGGGACAGCCGAGAGACCGCGCGUGCGAGGGGCGCCGGGCCUAGCGGUCGCGAGCGGGUCUGCAGACCCGAGGGCACUGUGCAAACAUGUCCGUGGAUCCCCUGUCCAGCAAAGCCCUGAAGGUGAAGCGCGAGCUGAGCGAGAACACGCCGCACCUGUCGGACGAGGCGCUGAUGGGGCUGUCGGUGCGCGAGCUGAACCGGAACCUGCGCGGGCUGUCGGCCGAGGAGGUGACGCGGCUCAAGCAGCGGCGCCGCACGCUCAAGAACCGCGGCUACGCCGCCAGCUGCCGCGUGAAGCGCGUGUGCCAGAAGGAGGAGCUGCAGAAGCAGAAGUCGGAGCUGGAGCGCGAGGUGGACAAGCUGGCGCGCGAGAACGCCGCCAUGCGCCUGGAGCUCGACGCGCUGCGCGGCAAGUGCGAGGCGCUGCAGGGCUUCGCGCGCUCCGCGGCCGCCGCGCGCGGGCCCGCCGCGCGCGUGGCGCCCGCCAGCGUCAUCACCAUCGUCAAAUCCGCGCCGGGCCCCGGGCACGGCCCCGCCCCCAGCGCGGACCCCGCCCCCUGCUCCUAGUGCCCGGCCCCGCCCCUCCGCAGGCCCCGCCCCCCCAGACCCUCGCUCCUUUCCCAAGUGCCUACAGGUCCCACCCAUCUCUCCCGAGGUCACACAUUCCCUUUCCGGGCUGUCUUCCUCGUACCAGCCCCCCCCACCCCACCCCCCAACACAGACCUAGUAGCCCCGGGGAAGGGCGAUUUGGCUAGGUGGGUGCCGUGUCCGGGGGCCCUGGUUCUCUUUGGACUCAAUUCAGCCCUCUCCCAUCGAUCGGGAGGAAUGGCGUUUGCAGCCACUCUGGAGGAGCUGUCUAUCUGGAGAAGGGAAAGGACGCCUCAUUUUGGAACCGGCUCUCAUGGUGCCAAUACACUCUUCCCAAUCCUCCCACAACUCACUUGUGGGGCUGUCAUGCCGGGAGGCGACACUGGAAGACCCCCCCCUCCCACAUCUGCUUUGGGCCUGGGAUGGCUGGCUUUUUCCAAAGCCAGGAGAGGCUUUCCUAUGGCCAGCGGAGCCCCGUGAAGCCGGGGAAGCUGUCAGAUGGACAGUGCCCAAGGCCGCAGAUCCAUGAUGGCGCUAGACCCCAAAGCUGGGCUUUCUCACUGUGGUCCUAAGAUGGCAGUCCCGGAUUUCAAGGGGACAGCAGACAGGGACUGAAAAUAAUUAGGGGGCACCCUUCCCGGCCUGGAGACUCUGUAAGACAGGGGGAGAGAAGCAGAAGGAGAGAGAAGGUGACAAAGAGGGAGGAGUGGGAAGGAGCUGGUCUGGCUCACCCCAGGGUUCUCCCUGUAGGUAGGGUGCCCUGGACUUGGCCAGCCAAAGAGAAAGGGAACAGUGGAGGUGACCACUGUGGCAUGCUGGGAGAUGGGGUAGGUGCAGAUCCUGCAGUUUCCAAAGCUGAGAAUGGGGGUCUUUGGGAGUCUGGAUCCCACCAGAACCCUUGAGUAUCCACUGUAGUGGGGGCUGACCACGGCCACCGAUGGCCACUCUCCUGGGGUACCCAGCCCCCCCAACCCAAAUACUGUGUACAAGCUGUCCAGUCCCACUGUUUUAUUUAUUGCACAAAUCUAAGUUAUUCUCCCCAGCUAGAGUUCAGUUUCUGCUAUGAGAAAAGUGGCACAGGCUCUGAGCUGGACUUUAUAUUUUAUAUCUGCAAAUAAAUCAUUUAUCUUAUAUUUACAGGAAGCCAGAUGGUGACAACAACAAAGAACUUAUUUUUAAAAGUUGCCAGGCCCCCAGAAGUUAUUUAUUUUCUGACUUACAGUGAGCCAGUUAUCUAUCUUCUGCAUUUUGUAGACUUUCUGAAUAAAGUCAAGCUCUUUCCAC
Perognathus longimembris pacificus (Pacific pocket mouse) is the source of this 2058-nucleotide messenger RNA. It is a transcript of the gene Maff, whose product is annotated as MAF bZIP transcription factor F. Gene Ontology annotation, molecular function: RNA polymerase II cis-regulatory region sequence-specific DNA binding; DNA-binding transcription factor activity, RNA polymerase II-specific. Gene Ontology annotation, biological process: regulation of epidermal cell differentiation; regulation of transcription by RNA polymerase II. The transcript is spliced from 3 exons. Gene Ontology annotation, cellular component: nucleus. The record is from RefSeq and is a predicted model, not a curated record. Bases 271 to 753 code for a protein of 160 amino acids. NCBI's taxonomy places the organism in Eukaryota, Metazoa, Chordata, Mammalia, Rodentia, Heteromyidae.